GGUCAGUACUUCACCUGUAGUUGAAUUUCUCUGUUUAAUAUUUAAAUGAUAUCCAUCUUCUCCUUUCCAAAAUAUCAACGGGUACUGCAGAGCAUCAUAGGAACGAUGAUUGUCUUGAAUUAUUUGCACUGUAUUAUCUCUGCGUUGUAUACGUAUAUCUCUAUGUUCAGUUGGAUCACCAGCCAUAAUCAGCCCUAUCACGCAAUUCAUCGUACACUGUUUUUUCGGAAAAGUUACGAAAUUGCUUUCAUGCAAUUCGAUUAUCUUAAAAAGUAAGUUCGAAAUUCGUAAAGUGACAUUCACAGAAUACAUUCGAAUCGUCAAAUUUGGAAGUUUUUUUAAAUUAUUCUACGACGCGUUUUUGCUAACGGAAAAAUUUAAGAAUAUACUAAAAAAGAAGAAAUAAAGCAAAAAAAAAGGUUCAAAUGUAAGUUUUUACUGAAUUUAAGUUAAUUGCAUUUGUUAAGGAUAAAAUAUAUUUCAAUUUGAUUUCCACAGGUCUAAAGUAAUAACCACGAAACAACAAUAUGCGCUUCUGCUUGAACUUUUGCAGCAAAAGCCCGAAAUGGCGCAGGGUUUUUCAAAGUGUCCUAAGGAAGUAGCAGCGGAAUUUUGGAGUAAAGUAGCCGAUGAACUCAACAGUGUAGGCCCCCCCCAUAAAGACAUUUCAAGCUGGAAGAAGCUAUGGCUAGAUUGGAAGGCUUAUAUUAAAAGGAAAUUGGCCGAAAACAAAAAAGAACAGUCAGCUACUGGUGGCGGUCGAAAUAGACAGCACCAUUUCAGCGAAUUGGAAGAAGCUAUAAUCAAAUUAACGGCGUUAGAGACGAGUACUAACGGCAUACAAAACACAGUGAGUGUGGGUUUAUCUAUGGCAGUUGACACUGAUGAGGCCGAGGCCGAUAUAUCGCUACCUUCGAUAAGUUGUAGCCCUGCACUGCCAAGAUGCAGUACUAAGCCACCAGAAACAAAUACAAUUGAUUUAGUAAAAGAACAACUUUUACUUCAAAAAGAUUUUCAAAAAAAGGUUUUUGAAAAGUUAGAUGAUCUUUCUUCAGAUAUGCGCCGAUUAUGCGACCUAAAGAAAGCAGAAGUGGAAGAAAUCGGUAGGCAUAAUAGAGCAAUGGAAAAUUUAAUUGCUGCAAAAAAUUCUAUUAAGCAGCAAAUGUUGCAAGUAGAGCAAUAAAGCUUGCAUUAUCAAAAAUAUUUAAAUAAAUAAAA
Messenger RNA from Zeugodacus cucurbitae (melon fly), 1218 nucleotides. RefSeq lists its product as uncharacterized. Gene Ontology annotation, cellular component: nucleus. The transcript is spliced from 2 exons. Bases 566 to 1183 code for a protein of 205 amino acids. The record is from RefSeq and is a predicted model, not a curated record. Lineage: Eukaryota; Metazoa; Arthropoda; Insecta; Diptera; Tephritidae.